This is a messenger RNA of Geosmithia morbida, 1263 nucleotides long. RefSeq names its product protein transport protein SEC9. NCBI's taxonomy places the organism in Eukaryota, Fungi, Ascomycota, Sordariomycetes, Hypocreales, Bionectriaceae. Bases 1 to 1263 code for a protein of 420 amino acids. The record is from RefSeq and is a predicted model, not a curated record. The transcript is spliced from 2 exons. Gene Ontology annotation, biological process: exocytosis; vesicle fusion. Gene Ontology annotation, cellular component: SNARE complex; plasma membrane. Gene Ontology annotation, molecular function: syntaxin binding; SNAP receptor activity.
AUGAAGAAGUUCGGCUUUGGCAAGAAGGGCGAGGAGGGCGAAGACGCCAACCGAGGCGCCCUCUUUGGCCGCAAGAAGUCGUCAUCCUCGCAGUCCGACAACCCAUAUGCCAAGGGAGGAAACGACCCGUACGCCGAUCCCAACUACCAGAAGAUGACUCCUUAUCAGAAGGCCAAGGCCGGCGUUGAACAUGGCGCACCGCCCGGAGGCCCGGCUGGUGGCAGCUCGUACGGUGGACAGCCUGCCCAGCCUUCGGGCUACAGCGCCAGCCAAUACGGAUCAGGGGGUGGCUACGGGUCCAACCGCUACGAGAAGAGCCCAGCCCAGGACCCAUACAGCUCGCCAGCUCCCGGGGCUAGAGGCCCCGGAGGGUACGGCGGCCUGGGCCGUCUGGACAGCGAGACCGACGACAACCGUGACGCGCUCUUUGCGGGGGCGCAGCAGCGUCAGGCGCAGAGGCCCGACCAAGGAGCUCCGCCGCCAGCAUACUCGCAGAGCGGCAGUGGCACGGCCGCCGAAGCGGGCGGUUACGAAGGCUAUGGGGAACAGCGCGAGCUGACGGCUGAGGAGGAGGAAGAGCAGGAGUACCAGGCCAUCCUUGCGGAGAAGCGCAAGUUGCAGCAGGAAAGUGCAGGAUCGGUGAACCGGUCGGUGCAGAUGGCCAGGCAGGCCAACGAGGUCGCUCAGGCGACGCUGGCCCGUCUGGGCGCCCAGGGCGAGCGCCUUCAGAAUACGGAGCAGCACCUCAACAUGGCGGCGAACCAGAACAAGAUUGCGCAGGACAGGGCCGCCGAGCUCAAGACACUCAACCGCAGUAUGUGGGCCGUCCACGUCAGCAACCCGUUCACAUCCAAGCAGCGUCAGCAGAGGGCCGAUGAUGAGGUGAUGGCACGCCACCGCGCUGAGCGCGCCCAGCGUGAGGAGACGCGCCGCGAUGCCUACCAGGCCAACCAGCGCAUGGAGGGUAACUUCAAGGAGCUCAACCAGACGACCGCUCAAAUGCAGCGCCAGAGGACGGGCAAAAAGGACUACGGCAAGUUCAACCUUGACGACGAGGACGACGAGGCCCGCGAGCUCGAGGACCAGAUUGACGAGGGCAUCGAUGAGCUCGGCAACCAGGUCCGCAUGAUGAACAUGGUUGGCCGUGCCAUCGGUAGAGAGGUCGACGCCCAGAACUCACAGAUUGAGCGCAUCUCUGCUAAGAGCGACGCUGUCGACGACCAGACGAGAAUGAACAGGGAGCGCCUCGCCCGUAUCAAAUAG